Diachasmimorpha longicaudata is the source of this 4293-nucleotide messenger RNA. It is a transcript of the gene jar, whose product is annotated as myosin heavy chain 95F. The transcript has 9 exons. Gene Ontology annotation, cellular component: myosin complex; actin cytoskeleton; cytoplasm. The record is from RefSeq and is a predicted model, not a curated record. Gene Ontology annotation, molecular function: actin filament binding; ATP binding; microfilament motor activity. The coding region runs from base 146 to 3889 and encodes 1247 amino acids. NCBI's taxonomy places the organism in Eukaryota, Metazoa, Arthropoda, Insecta, Hymenoptera, Braconidae. Gene Ontology annotation, biological process: vesicle transport along actin filament; actin filament organization; endocytosis.
CGAAUUUCCACGAACUUCUCCGAAACCUGUCGAACAAGGGGGCCCAGACAACAGUCCACCGCGGAACUUCGCGCUGUUCGCGUAGUCUGCGGGUACAGUAUUCACGGUUAAUUCGAUUCAGCGGUUGUCGGAGAUCUUAAUCACAAUGGAUAACCAGCAAGUGUGGGUGCGAGACGCGACGGAGGGCUUUAUCAUCGGCAAAUUCGCGGAUAUGGUCGAUGGUGACGCACUGAUUGUACCACUGGAUUCAAAAUUUCCCCAGCGCACGUGUCCGCUCGAUGAAGUGUAUCCAGCUGGCGAGUAUACCAAAGAUGUCGAAGACAAUUGCGCCCUGAUGUACUUGAACGAGGCCACGUUGCUCAACAAUAUCCGCACUCGUUAUUUCAAAGAUCGCAUAUAUAGUUAUGUCGCAAACAUCCUCAUAGCAGUCAAUCCCUACUGCCCAGUGAAGGACCUCUAUUCCCCGAAGAUGAUCAAAUCGUACCAAGGGAAAUCCCUGGGCGAGACGCCCCCUCACGUAUUCGCAAUCGCGGACAAAUCCUUCCGCGAUAUGAAAGUAUUCAAGCAAUCGCAGAGUAUUAUUGUCUCCGGGGAAUCCGGAGCCGGAAAGACUGAGUCAACCAAGUACCUUCUGCGCUAUCUCUGCGAUCUUUGGGGGUCAACAGCGGGUCCAAUCGAGCAGAAAAUCCUGGACGCAAAUCCCGUCCUCGAGGCUUUCGGAAAUGCAAAAACAAAGCGCAACAACAACAGCUCGCGUUUUGGAAAAUUCAUGGAAGUGCAUUUUGACAAUAAAUGUCAGGUAGUUGGGGGCUACAUCUCCCACUAUCUCCUGGAAAAAUCGAGGGUGUGUCUCCAGAGCUCGGAUGAGAGAAAUUACCACGUAUUCUACAUGAUGUGCGCUGGGGCGCCUCCAGAUCUGCGCGCCAAAUUGUGCAUUACGAAGCCAGACGACUUUCAAUACCUCAGGAACGGCUGCACGCAGUACUUCUGCAACUCGGCUUCCGAGAAGAAGCUCAACGAUAAUCAGAAGAGCAAGGACCACACGUCGAAGGGCUCCCUAUCUGAUCCGAUUCUGGACGAUGUCGACGGUUUCACCGAGGUCGACCAGGCAUUCACACGUCUGGGGCUGACACCAGCGGAGAAAAUGGACAUAUACACGAUGGUGGCGGCGGUCCUACACCUGGGGAACAUCGCCUUCGAGGACAAUCCGGAGGACACCAAGGGUGGCUCGAGAAUCGCCGGUCGUUCGGAGAAGGCCGUCAUAAUCACAGCCAGACUCCUCGGGGUCGACCCAGAGGAGCUGCGUCAGUCACUCGUAUCGAAAGUCAUGCAGACCAGUCGUGGUGGGGUAAAGGGAACUGUGAUAAUGGUACCACUGAAGGUCUAUGAGGCCAGCAAUGCACGAGAUGCCCUCGCCAAAGCCAUCUACAGUAAACUAUUCGAUCACAUCGUAUCGCGCAUCAAUCAGAGCAUUCCCUUCAAAGCCUCUAGCUACUACAUCGGCGUCCUCGACAUUGCCGGCUUCGAGUACUUCAAGGUCAACAGUUUCGAGCAAUUCUGCAUAAAUUACUGCAACGAAAAACUCCAGCAGUUCUUCAACGAGCGAAUUUUGAAGUACGAGCAGGACCUCUACGCGAAAGAAUCGCUGAAUGUACCGAAAAUAUCCUACGCCGACAAUCAGGACUGUAUCGAUCUGAUUGAGUCGAAGAUGAACGGAAUUUUCAGCCUCCUGGACGAGGAGUCGAAAUUGCCAACCCAGAGUUUUGCCCAUUUUACCAGUGAAGUGCACAGAACUUGGUCAGGACACUUCAGAAUCACGUUACCGAGGACCUCGAAAUUGAAGGCCCACAGGGAGCUCAGGGAUGACGAAGGGUUCGUGAUAAGACACUACGCCGGUGGUGUCUGCUACCAAACUAAUCAAUUUAUCGAGAAAAAUAAUGACGCACUUCACGCUUCGCUCGAGGGACUCAUUCAGGAGAGUGGAAAUCACUUCUUGCGGACGCAGUUUGCGAAGCUACCCACGCAAAAGGGGAAACUGACGUUCAUCAGUGUUGGAAGUAAAUUUAAAACACAGCUGGGAGAACUCAUGGACAAGCUGAAGAGCAAUGGAACGAAUUUCAUUCGCUGCAUCAAGCCCAAUAACGAGAUGGUGGACCAUCAGUUCGAUGGGGGAAGUAUUUUGGGGCAGCUUCGCUGCUCGGGCAUGACGUCUGUCCUCCAGCUCAUGGAGAAUGGUUAUCCCAGUAGAGUUCCAUUCCAGGAGCUCUACAAUAUGUACAAAUCGUAUUUACCACCGGAAUUGGCACGACUCGAUCCGCGAUUUUUCUGCGAAGCUCUGCUUCACAGUCUGAAGUUGAGUAAGAGAGAUUUCAAAUUUGGAAUCACCCGGGUCUUCUUCAAACCGGGAAAAUUUGCAGAGUUCGAUAGGAUCAUGAAAUCAGAUCCGGAUAAUUUGCAGAAACUCGUGGCCAAUGUUAAGAAGUGGCUGGUGAGGUCGCGAUGGAAUAAAUUGCAGUUCUGCGCGUUGUCGGUGAUCAAAUUGAAGAACAAGAUUAUUUACAGAAGAAAUCACCUGAUUGUUAUUCAGAAGACAGUUCGCAUGUACCUUGCGAAGAAGCAUCAUCAGGCUAGGAUCAAGGGGAUCGUUAAGAUGAAGAGCUUGAAGAGCCAGUUGAUUAGAAUGCACGAGAUUACUAAUCAGUUGCGAAAGCUUAGGGACAAGAGUCUCAAAGAUAUUGAAACUCUCCAGUCGGAGAUUGACUCGGGGAUGAACACAAUUCGCCGGAAUGAGAGGAUUAAGGGGGUGGAAAUAGACGCCCUGUGUACUAAACUGAGUAAUGGGGUCAAUCAGCUAAUGUCCGCCCUUCAGGACAUGGUUAAGCAGCAGAAGAUUGAGGAGGAGCAGGAGCGGUUGACCAAGCUCCAGCAGGAGAUUGAAGCGGAGAAGAGGAGGAAGGAGGAAGAGUUGUUGAAGAAGAAGGAGGAGGAGGAGAACAGGCGCAAGAAAAUUGAAAUCGAGGCGAGGAGAAAGGCAGAGGAGGAGAACAGGAAGAGACAGGAAGAGGAGGAUAAGAAGACAGCACUAGCCCUACAGGCUGAGCUGGAGACAGAAGCGAUCGAGGAAAACCGAUACCGCGAAGUACUGGAGCAAGAACGAAGAGACCAUGAUCUGGCUGUUCGUCUUGCUCAGGAAUCAAAUGGACAGGUCGAGGACUCUCCUCCACUACCCCGAAGUGGCUCAGACUCGCGGGUUUCCACAACAAACAACAACAGGCUCAUCAGGUCAGAGCAAGUGCGAAAUCAUCAAGCAAUGGCGGCCAACAAGAAGUACGAUUUGUCGAAGUGGAAAUAUUCCGAGCUGCGGGACGCUAUCAAUACAUCGUGUGAUAUCGAAUUGCUUGAGGCUUGUCGUCACGAAUUUCAUCGCCGGUUGAAGGUUUAUCACGCCUGGAAGGCGCGAAAUCGUAGGAGAACUACCAUGUAUGAAAACGAGAGAGCACCAAAGUCAAUCAUGGAAGCCGCAGCUAAAUCCCCACGGAACCCCCUGAAACAACAGAUUGUUGAAUCAUCGCAGAGAUUCUUCCGCAUUCCCUUUGUGCGCCCUGGUGUUCCCCCACAACCGGAAAAUCCGACCAGCAUUGGGAAACGCGGUUGGUGGUAUGCACAUUUCGAUGGACAAUACGUAGCGAGACAGAUGGAAUUACACCCGGACAAGCCUCCCAUACUUCUUACAGCGGGUAUCGAUGAUAUGCAAAUGUGUGAGUUGAGCCUCGACGAGACUGGUUUAACCAGGAAACGAGGUGCGGAGAUUCUCGAGCACGAGUUCAAUCGAGAAUGGGAGCGACACGGUGGUAAGCCGUACACAAAUCCUGGUGAUCGUAAAAAGUGAAAAGUAUUUUUCACAUUUUCGAUAGAAAAUUCAUUUGAUUCAAUUAAUGAAACAGUGUUUCAGCUGUUGUAGUUAUUUACAGUGAUUUAGAGAAAGGCAUCGAGCUUCCCAUUUGAAAGAAGUGAAUUAUCGUGUUUUCGCAUAAUUUUUGAGUAGCAUAAUGAGAGAAUUAUUUAGAAGCUAUUUAUUAAAAAUGAGAAUUCAGGUUUUCGUCACAUGCAACCGUGAUUUUCGUUACAAUAACAUAUUUAUGCGGUAUCCCGGGGCAUGUAAUUCUACAUUUCACUGAUACUUGGAAAUAUAUUCAAUAUUAAAUUAUUUAAGAUUUCGUUAUUUACAAGUUAUUGGAAUAUUCACUGAAUGUUCAACAUUUUCACAGAAAAAUAAAAGAGAAACAAAACUUA